AUGGUCCGUGUUGCAAUACUCGAUGAAGAAGACUCUCCGAGAAUCCAACCCAGCUCCAAAUCGGAAGAGGACACGAUGAUGAUUCAUGAAAGAGCAGAACACACAGAAAUUUCCAUCAACACCUCACAACGCAUUGAUGAAAUCAUCAACACAAAUUCCACAUGGAAUUCAACAAGGAUUAUGGACCCUUUCGCAAUACAAACCGAAGAAUUAGAUCUACAACAACAACGACAACAACAGGAACAACCAUUUACAACAAUAGUUUUCACUCCGAAUAAUCAUCACACAAAUGAUGAAAAUGAUUCGAACACACUUCGAUUUUUCACAACAAAUUCUAAUACCACCCUUCAUAAAGACCAUGAAGAGAAACCUACUAGCCUAGUGCUCGAGCAAGAAAUGAUCAUGCCUCGCGAUCACACCAAUGAUGUUUGUGUAACACAAAAAGUGCAUACACUCGAUUCGAAUUUAACACAUUCAUCUCGAGAUCAUGACAUGAUCCUUUCACAUCAAGAACCACAACAUCCAUCCUCAUUUCCUACUCCUGCAUUUUCUCCACUUUCUAUAUUAAAUUGGAUUCAAGAUAAAUUACAUUUAAAUUCCAAUCCAAAAGGAUUUGAAAAAUCAUAUUUGCCACCAGAAGUGUGUUUGAGAAUUUUUCAUUUUGUCGAUCAUGAUCAGUUAUUUAUUACAAUUCGUCUCGUUUGCAAACAAUGGAGACAAAUUGUUGAAGAAGAAAUGUUCUUCAUGCCAGUUUCAACAUUUUACAAAAUUUUACAACAUGAAUUACAACGGUUAAAAGAAAAUCAUUCUCUCACUCAAACCGAACAUAUACCACCACCUCCUUCCACUGUUGUUGUGGAAUUACCCACUUUUGAUGUCAAACAAAAUUUACUUCACUUUUUACUAUUUAAAUAUACACUCAAAUACUACAAAACCUAUAGUAUUGGAUUUAAGAAUUUUGUGCAAAAUACCUAUCUCAAUUUUAGAGCAAAAGAAAAAGAGCUCAAUUACAAACUUCCACAUCCGAUUACUCCUCCUGCUAAAUUAUUUAACCAAAUUGGAGUCUCUAGUGACAGUGUUGAUUUUCUCUUUUUGAAAAUUAUGUUUUUUGAAUUUACUUCCAAUGAACAACAAGAAGAAUAUAGCAAAAUAUUGCAUCAAGAUUCCUCAAAUUCAGAUAAUGACGCUCUCUCCUAUGGUGACAGUCCUAUGGAUCGAAAAUUUUCAAUUAUUCUUGAAAAGAAAGAAAUUGGAUUUAAUUGGUUUGAAAUUUAUACAAAAGUGAGACAUGAAUACCAUCGUUUUACUCAAUUUAUGGAAGAGAGAUCAACCUCUCUUGAUCAAAUGUAUCAUAUCACUCGAAUGUUCUAUUUACCAUUCGCAAUAUUAUUAAUUAUCAUUUCCAUGUUACUUGCACUUGUUAAAUAUUUAGCUAUUGAUAAUGCCAUUCAUGACGAAAUGUCAUAUGAUUCUCUCACAGUUCCAGAAUUUGAUUACUUUUGGAUGUUUUGUUUUGGUCUAAUUAUUAUUUCAGUGACUAUUCUUGGUAACAUUCCAUUGACCAUCAUGUUACGAAUAUUUAGAGAUUGGAUCUAUAUUGUGGAGCAGUUUCACAUUCGAGAACGAUACAAAUCAAAGAAUAUCAAAUUUUUCUAUCGAGUGAAAAAACAUGUCUAUAUUGGAGAAAUACUUCGACGAGCACUCAUACAUGCAGGAAUUUUUGUAGUAUUACUGGGUAUCAUGAUUUCACUUUGUUUGCAAUGUAUGAGAUUAAUGUUUCCUUUAACCAUUUCAUAUCAUGCUUUUAAUAAUUUUCAAUUAAGUAUGAGUAACUAUUUCAUGAGAGAAACGUUUGGGAAAGGGGCUGUGAUCAUGUCUCCCUUAUUCAUUUGUGCACCAUUUGCUGCUAUGAGUUAUUUCUUGCUUUCCAAUCGAGUGUACACACAUUACAUGCUAUUGUCAAAUAAUAGGUAUUUGUGUGGUAUGGCUUUUUUGUUUGCUCUUUAUACUGUAUUUUGUAUGCUGUGGCUUUCGGUUAUAAGCAUGGAUCUAUAUUUCAAAGUAUUGUGUGUGGGCUCGUUAAUUUUACUCGUUUUCUUUUCCAGUUGCAUAUUUGCUUGA
Naegleria lovaniensis is the source of this 2121-nucleotide messenger RNA. RefSeq lists its product as uncharacterized. The record is from RefSeq and is a predicted model, not a curated record. NCBI's taxonomy places the organism in Eukaryota, Heterolobosea, Eutetramitea, Acrasida, Naegleriidae. Gene Ontology annotation, molecular function: protein binding. Bases 1 to 2121 code for a protein of 706 amino acids. The transcript has a single exon.